Messenger RNA from Dentiscutata erythropus, 188 nucleotides. Lineage: Eukaryota; Fungi; Glomeromycota; Glomeromycetes; Diversisporales; Gigasporaceae. The record is from the annotation of a GenBank genome assembly.
GAUCACCUGAAUAUGAUUCUCGAACAUUAUUUACUCCUCAAUAUACUUGGAAAAAUAAAGUUAAAACCUUGGGAUAUGGUAAUGGAUUAGAAGAUUGUAGAAAAGAGCUUGCUGAAGAGCAAGUUUUUGAAAAAGAAACUCAAACUUUCAAAAAUAUUCAAAGAGAGAAGAGAUUGCUCGAAGAGUAA